Messenger RNA from Raphanus sativus (radish), 1321 nucleotides. RefSeq names its product leucine-rich repeat receptor-like serine/threonine-protein kinase SKM1. The record is from RefSeq and is a predicted model, not a curated record. The transcript is spliced from 2 exons. Lineage: Eukaryota; Viridiplantae; Streptophyta; Magnoliopsida; Brassicales; Brassicaceae. Gene Ontology annotation, molecular function: protein binding. The annotation marks the transcript as partial.
AUGCGUGGAGUCCGGAUGUCGAACUGGCCCGACUUUUCUGGUCCACUACGAUCAGGGCUGUCACCAUGGUCACCACUGGCUGGCGAAGACAUCAUGCAAGUCCGGGAUAGGGAUGUUACAAACCUCACUGUUCUUGAUCUUUCUACCAACAAUCUCACCGGAAAACUGCCUGACACUCUCUGUGACUCUGGCCAACUCACCAAGCUCAUCCUCUUCUCUAACUCUCUCCACGGCGUCAUCCCGCAGAGUUUAGGCAAGUGCCAGAGCUUAGAGCGAGUGAGGCUUCAAAACAAUAACUUAUCAGGCAAGUUACCUCGAGGGUUCAACGAGUUGCAACUAGUUAACUUCUUGGACUUAUCAAACAACAACCUCCGAGGUAACCUGGGAAUAUUCAACAUGCCACAGCUUGAGAUGUUAAAUCUCGGGAAGAACAAAUUCUCUGGUGAAUUACCUGAUCUUUCUAGAAGCAAGAGACUCAAGAAGCUUGAUUUAUCAGGGAACAUAAUAUCUGGACUAGUUCCAGUAGAGCUCAUGACGUUCACGGAACUUAUGAAUUUGGAUAUAAGCUAUAACGAGAUCACUGGAGUGAUCCCAAGUGAAUUGUCUUCUUGCAAGAAACUAGUCAGCCUUGACAUGAGCCACAACAAUCUUACCGGGGAAAUUCCUUCAAGUUUUUCGGAUUUUCCAGUUCUCAGCGAUCUUGACUUGUCUGGCAACCAAUUAUCAGGCGAGAUUCCCAAGAAUCUAGGAAACAUCGAGUCUCUUGUACAAGUCAACAUCUCUCAUAAUCAUCUUCACGGAAGCUUACCUUUAACCGGAGCUUUUCUUGCCAUAAACGCAACAGCGGUCGCCGGUAAUAACAAUCUCUGCGGUGAAAAUAACGUUAGCAUUGUACCUCCUUGCAGCGUGGUAAGAAAGAGAAGUACAAAUAGUUGGUGGUUUGUAGUCAUGCUGACCUUUGUAGCCUUCUUGGCCGUCGUUCUCUCCGGUUUCUUUAUCUCUCUUGUCUUUCAAAUGAAGCACAACGUUUUAGAGGUCAAGAAAGUUGAACAAGAAGAUGGUACAAAGUGGGAAAUUCAGUUCUUCGAUUCAAGAUUCAUCAAAUCGCUUACAGUAAACGCGAUUCUAUCGUCUCUCAAAAAUGAAAACAUUUUUGUUGAUAAAAACGGCGUGAAGUUCGUUAUUAAGAAGGUCAAGAAGUAUGAUUCUCUUCCUAACAUAUCCGAAAUUGUGAAACUUCCGGAGCACAGGAACAUUAUUAAGCUAGUGGUGACGUGCCGGUUGGAAGAAGUGGCAUACUUGAUUCAUGAGAACGUCGAAG